AUGAAGCAGAGAAGAAGAGAAAAGGACAAGUCGUUCCCCAUAUUUCUUACCAUCUCACAUGAUCAUUGCCAUUGGCAACCGCCACAAACGCCCUUCGGCCUUAUCUACGACGCGGUCGACGAGCUCGUACAAACGCCCUCCGGCGCGGUUCGCCGCGUCGUCUCCGGCUUCGUCUACAACACCGUUGGUGAGCUCGUACAAACGCCCUCCAGCGCGGUCCGCGGCGUCGUCUCCGGCCUCGUCGACGGCCAGCUCAUACAAAUGACCUUCGGCGCGGUCCGCCGCGUCGUCUCCGGCCACGUCUACAGCGCAGUCGUCCAGCCCACGGACACGACCACCAGCGUGGUCUGCCUCUCAUCGUUUCCGGCCUCGUCUACGACGCCGUCAUCGAGCUCUUGA
Messenger RNA from Triticum turgidum subsp. durum (durum wheat), 399 nucleotides. NCBI's taxonomy places the organism in Eukaryota, Viridiplantae, Streptophyta, Magnoliopsida, Poales, Poaceae. The record is from the annotation of a GenBank genome assembly.